AUGAACAGCAUUGCCAACGCGACACGGCCGCACUCACCGCCGACCAUCAACAAGCUCAUUCUCGACAUCAAGCGCUCUGCUGCCGCGCACGCUUACAUCGUGGUGCUCUCGUUCUCCACAGCAGUUGGCAGACGAGCAGCUGCUACCGACGCAGGCGGUGAGGUCGAGCUCGGAGCGCAGGCUCAGGCCGAGGCCCAUGAGAGCGAUGGCGAUAUUGUUCGCUGUGUCUCCGAGGUGGGCGUGGCCGGCGAUCGCGCGGUGUGGCGGAACGAUGACUUGGGCCGGCCGGUCGAACUGGAUGGUCUCCCCACUGAUGUCACGGUGGUGCGGACGCCCGACGAGGCGGCCGAGCUGGCGGCGGCGCUCAUCGAGCUAUCACGGGCUCAUCCGGAGCGGAUGUUUGCAUGCGAUGUCGAGUCGGUGAUGUCGGCUGACGAGGCGGUCGACGGUGACGGCGAGGGUAAGGGCGAGGCCGGGCAAGGCGCGACGGGUGUUCGGAGCGCGCCAUCGCUGGCCAAGACCUCGCCGUACCUCGCCGGGCGAGUCAUCUGCCUCUCUGUCUACGCAGGGCGCGAUUUUGACUUUGGAGCAGGCUCGCGGCUGUGGAUCGACAACCUCGAUGAGGCCUCAGGCUGCCUUGAGGCCUUUGCGCCGUUUCUGGAGGCGCCCGAGGUGCCCAAGGUCUGGCACAACUACUCGUUUGACAAGGCGCAACUGAUGCGGCACGGCAUUGCCGUGGACGGGCUCGGUGGUGACACGCUGCACAUGGCGCGGCUGUGGAACUCAUCGCGCAAGCUUCGCGGGUACUCGUUGGCAGCGCUGUCGGAGGACUUGCUGGCGGCGCCCAAGGUGAGCAUCAAGGACAGCUUUGGCAUGCGCAAGAUCAAGGCCAACGGCGAGCCUGGCAAGCAGAUUGUGGUGCCCGAGCUGGACGCCGUGCAGCGAUCAGCGCGGCUGGUGAGCAAGUGGAUCCACUACUCGACGUACGACACGCAGGCGACGCACGAGCUCUACCUCGAGCUAGCGUCUCUGCUGGCCGCGACGCCGUGGCGGCCCAACACCAUGACGCUGCCGGCCGGCUUUGAGCCGCGAUCGGCCACCAUGCUCGACUUCUACAACGCCGUCUGGAGGCCGUUUGGCGCCCUGCUGACCAACAUGGAGGCGCGCGGCAUCCGGGUCGAUGCGAGUCAGCUGGCGGCGUCCGAGGCCAUUGCCAUCAACGACCGCGACGCCCACGAGCGUGCCUUCCUCGACUGGGCCGAUGCUGUCUCCCCUGGCGCGCGGCGGAUGAACAUUGCGUCGCAGCUGCAGAAGACGCAGCUGCUCUUUGCGCCGUGCGCCAACGCCAAGACCAAGGAGAAGCUCCCGCGCGAGCGCGCGUUCAAGAUCCUCAACACCGAGGGUAUCAUUCUGGAAGGCAAGAAGAAGCCGCUCAAGCACCGCGAGCUCGCCAUCGCCGGCCUCGGCAUGAGCCCGCUCGAGACGACCGACGCCGGCUGGCCGUCGGUCUCGUCGGCCGUCGUCUCGGCGCUCGCCGGCAAGAUUGUCGAUCCUACUCUCGACGAUGCGAGCGUCAACAGCUACGGCGCGGCGUACGAGCAGGUCGAAGCCGCAGCCGGCGCCACCGGCGAGGAGCGACCGUUUGCGGCGUCGGCGACGCCCGGGCACGACGCGUGCGUCGCUCUAGACGCGCUCGCCAACGUCACGGCCAUCGACACGCUGCUCUCCAACUUUAUCAUCCCGCUCCAGACCAUGACUGACGACGCGUCGCGGAUCCACUGCUCACUCAAUCUCAACACCGAGACCGGGCGGCUCUCUGCACGCAACCCGAACCUGCAGAACCAGCCUGCGCUCGAGAAGGAUCGGUAUCGGGUCCGCGACGCGUUUCGGGUCCCGCCCUCGCGCACGCUCAUUGUGGCUGACUACGGGCAGCUCGAGCUGCGGCUCCUGGCGCACAUGGCGUCGUGCGAGUCGAUGAUUGCGGCCUUUGAGCUCGGUGGCGACUUUCACUCGCGGACGGCGCUCGGCAUGUACGGGCACAUCCAGGAGGCGCUCGACUCGGGCGAGGUGCUGAUGGAGUGGGACUCGUCGGACGGGGCGGCGGCGCCCAAGCCGCUGGUCAAGGACGUCUUUGCCUCUGAGCGGCGCAAGGCCAAAGUGCUCAACUUUUCCAUCGCCUACGGCAAGACGCCGAUCGGCCUCGCAAAGGACUUUGACGUCACCGUCGACGAGGCGCAGCAGACGCUCGACCUGUGGUAUGCCGACCGACCCGAGGUGCGGGCGUGGCAGGAGGCGACGAUCGAGGAGGCCACCCAGUGCGGGUACACCACGACGCUCAUGGGCCGGCGCCGCUACCUGCCGGCGCUGCGGUCGAGCAAGCCGUUUGCGCGCGGCCACGCGGCGCGCGCCGCCAUCAACACACCCAUCCAGGGCGGCGCCGCCGACAUUGUCACAGCCGCCAUGCUCCGCAUCGAGGCCUCGCCCAAGCUCACCCACCUCGGCUACGAGCUCCUUCUGCAAGUCCAUGACGAGGUCAUCCUCGAGGGCCCGGCCGAGGCCGCCGACGAGGCGCUCGCCGAGGUUGUGGCCCUCAUGGAGGAUCCGUUCGGCGUCCCGCUCAAGGUUCGGCUUGAGGUCGAUGCCAAGCACGCGCAGACGUGGUAUGAGGCCAAGUGAGGAUGGUGCGUGUUUGGAGGUGUACAGACAGAGUUUGUUAAAGAGAUAACUUACCC
This is a messenger RNA of Thecamonas trahens ATCC 50062, 2732 nucleotides long. Its product is annotated as DNA polymerase A. The transcript has 2 exons. The record is from RefSeq and is a predicted model, not a curated record. Gene Ontology annotation, biological process: double-strand break repair; DNA-templated DNA replication. Bases 1 to 2676 code for a protein of 891 amino acids. Lineage: Eukaryota; Apusomonadida; Apusomonadidae. Gene Ontology annotation, molecular function: DNA binding; 3'-5' exonuclease activity; DNA-directed DNA polymerase activity.